AUGUGGUACUUGUUUUUUUCGGUAGUUACUGUUACUAUUGUUUUGGCUGCAGCGAUUGGCAUUCCAAUUGUGCUAUCAUCAUCGCGAACUAUAACUACAACAACAACAGCAACGACAACAACAACAACGCCUAGGGUAUGGGUAACUACAGGCAGCUUAAGCACUUCACGAGAAUCUCACACAGCAUCCGUAUUAAAUAGUGGAAAAGUAUUAGUUACUGGAGGAUAUAAUGGUGCUUUUUUAACUACUACUGAAUUAUAUGAUCCAGCAACGGGAAAUUGGACGAUUGUUGGUGCUUUGACCACAGGACGAAAUUCACAUACCGCAUCCAUAUUGAAAAAUGGUAGUGUUUUAGUAGCUGGUGGUAACGACGGUAGUGCUCUAAAUAGUGCUGAAAUAUAUAAUCCAAUGACAAAUACUUGGACAAUCACAGGAAAUCUGAAUGAUGCACGCGCUGGUCCAGUAUCAGUCACAUUAACAAAUGAGAAAGUAUUGAUUUUAGGUGGAAAUGCUAAUAGUGGUUAUUUGAAUACUGCUGAAUUGUAUAAUCCAUCAACUGGUAUUUGGACACGUACAGGAUGCAUGAAUAAUGCACGCACUAAUCCAACAGCUGUAUUAUUAACAAAUGGUAAAGUAUUAGCUUUAGGCGGCUAUGAUGGUAGUUAUUUAAAUACUGCUGAAUUAUAUGAUCCAUCAACUGGUAAUUGGACAACUACUGGUAGUAUGAAUGUUGCACGGGAUUCUCCUGCAGUGUGUAUAUUAACAGAUGGAAGAGUAUUAGCUACGGGUGGAGAGACUAAUGGUGGUGUUAUUUUAAAUAGUGCUGAAUUGUAUGAUCCAUCAACUGGUACUUGGACAACUACCGAUAAUAUGAGCAUAUCCCGAAAAGGGCCUACAGCAUCUCUACUAACAAAUGGAACAGUAUUAGUCGUUGGUGGAUAUAGUGGUAACACUUAUUUCAAUACUACUGAAUUGUAUAGUCCAUCAACAGGACUUUGGACAGCUGGUCCUAGUAUGCAUACAGCACGCGGAUAUUACGCAGCAUCCACACUAUUAGAUGGAACUGUGAUAGUUAGUGGGGGAACAAAUGGUGGUAGUAUUGUAAAUAGUGUAGAACUUUAUUAG
Adineta steineri is the source of this 1125-nucleotide messenger RNA. Lineage: Eukaryota; Metazoa; Rotifera; Eurotatoria; Adinetida; Adinetidae. The record is from the annotation of a GenBank genome assembly.